This is a messenger RNA of Tupaia belangeri chinensis (Chinese tree shrew), 2690 nucleotides long. RefSeq names its product prominin 2 (gene PROM2). NCBI's taxonomy places the organism in Eukaryota, Metazoa, Chordata, Mammalia, Scandentia, Tupaiidae. The record is from RefSeq and is a predicted model, not a curated record. Gene Ontology annotation, cellular component: apical plasma membrane; cell surface; microvillus. Bases 114 to 2642 code for a protein of 842 amino acids. The transcript has 25 exons. Gene Ontology annotation, molecular function: cholesterol binding.
CGGGGAAUAAGGCAGGAAGGCUCAGGAAGGAUGCACGGCCAGCCCCGUGCUCCCCUGCACCCUCCGCCGUCUGCGUUCGUCCUGCCAGCCCCGCUGCCCAUCCGCUGAAUCUCAUGGGGCGUCCGCGGGGACUCCUGGCGCCCCUGCUGGGCCUGGGUCUGAGCCUGGGCCUGGGGCUGGCCCUGAACCUGCCGAGCGCUGUGGCAGCCGCGGACUCCGCGGACUGCGGGUCCCUCGGGCCGGUGGAGCGCCUGGCGUUCGCCCCUGCGGCCCGGGCACGGUGGCUGGCCCCUCGCGUGCGCGCGCCGGGGCCCCUGGACUCCCUCUAUGGCACCGUGCGCCACUUCCUCUCCGUGGUGCAGCUGAACCCCUUCCCUUCGGACUUGGUAAAGGCCCUGCUGAAUGAGCCGGCCUCGGUGAAAGUGGAUGAGGUGGUGCGGUACGAGGCGGGCUACGUGGUGUGCGCCGUGAUCGCAGGCCUCUACCUCCUGGCGGUGCCCACCACUGGCCUCUGCUUCUGUUGUUGCCGCUGCCGCCAGCGCUGUGGGGGCCGAGUGAAGACGGAGCACAAGGCCUUGGCCUGUGAGCGCGGCGCCCUCAUGGCCUUCCUGCUGUUGACCACCCUCGUGCUGCUGAUUGGCAUGGUCUGUGCUUUUGUCACCAACCAGCGCGUACACGAGCACACGGGCCCCAGUGUGGAAGCUGUGCCCGAGACCUUGCUCAGCCUACGGGGCCUGGUCUCUGAUGUCCCCCAGGAGCUGCAGGCUGUGGCACAGCAGUUCUCCCGUCCCCAGGAGCGUGUCCAGGAAGAGCUGGAUGGUGUUGGCAUGAGCAUCGGGAGCGCAAUCCACACCCAGCUCAGGAGCACAGUGUACCUGGCGCUAGCUUCAGUGAGCAGCCUGGGCCAGGCCCUGCAGGUCUCCAUGGACCACCUCAGAGCCCUGAAUGCCACCUCCGUGGAGCUGCAGGUGGCACAGCGGGACCUGGAGCCAGCUGUUCGGGACCAUAGGGACCGGCUCCUCGCCCUACUGCAGGAGCCCGGGUGUCAAGGGGACUGUGCAGGCUCCCUGAGCCGGGCCCGCGCCCUGGAGUUGGAUGCUGACUUCAGUCAGGUGCCCACUGUGGACGAUGUCCUGCAUCGGCUGAAGGGUGUCCCUGAGGCCAACUUCUCCAGCAUGGUCCAGGAGGAUAACAGCACCUUCAACGCCCUCCCACUCCUCGCUGCCAUGCAGAUGGCCAAGGAGGUCGCAGACCUGAAGAAGAUGGUGGCCCAGAUGCCCAAAGGGGUGAAGUCACUGGCCAAAGGGUUCCCAGGCUCAGAUGCGACUUUGCGCUGGAGCCAGGCCCUGGAGGACUUGGAGCGGGACAGCCGGCCUUACCUGCAGGAGGUGCAGAGAUACGAGACGUACAGGUGGAUCGUGGGCUGCGUGCUGUGCUCGACGGUCCUGCUCGUGGUGGUCUGUAACCUGGUGGGCCUCAACCUGGGCAUCUGGGGGCUGUCGGCUCGGGAGGACCCCAGCCACUCUGAAGACAAGGGCGAGGCUGGAGCCCGCUUCCUCAUGGUGGGUGUGGGCUUCAGCUUCCUCUUUGCUGCUCCCCUCAUCCUCCUCGUCUUUGCCACCUUCCUGGUGGGUGGCAACGUGCAGACCUUGGUGUGCCGGAGCUGGGAGAGCGGAGAGCUCUAUGAGUUUGCAGAUUCCCCAGGGAACUUGCCCCCCUCCAUGAACCUGUCCCACCUCCUUGGCCUGAGGAAGAACAUCAGCGUCCUCCUAGCCUAUCAGCAGUGCAGCAGGGGGGCUGCACUCUGGGAGGUCCUGAAGCUCAAUGACUCCUACGACCUGGAGAAGCACCUGGAUAUCAGCCAGUAUACCAGCAAGCUGCAGCAGGAGCUGCAGAACCUCAAAGUGAACAUGCAGGAUCUGGACCUGCUGAGCCCAGCUGCCCACCGCGACCUGGAGGCCCUGCAGAGCAGUGGGAUUGAGAACAUCCGCUAUGGAGACUUCUUGGUUCAGAUCCAGAAGCCGGUGGUGAGGACUGACGUGGGGGAGCUGGCCCAGGAGCUGGACAGACUGGCUCAGGCCCAAGGCAGCUCUGCACUAGGGCAGCAGCUGCAGGAGGAGGCCCGAGGGCUCAGAAGUCUCUAUCAGCAGAAGGUCAUCCCCCAGGAGAACCUUGUGGCAGAGCUUAACCUCCAUGUGAGGGCCCUGGAGUCCUCUGCCCCAGACCUGCAGCGGGAAACCUCGAGUGUCCUAAGCAAUGUCACUUACCUAAAAAGAGAGUUGCCAGCCUGGGCCACCAGGAUCCUGAGGAACGAGAGUGAGUGUUUCCUGGCCCGGGGGAUCAGCUACUUCUCCCAGUACGUGGACUGGGUGAGGGAGGAGGUGACCCAGCGCAUCGCCACCUGCCAGCCCCUCUCUGGAGCCCUGGACAAUAGCCGUGUGAUCCUGUGUGACAUGAUGGCUGACCCCUGGAAUGCCUUCUGGUUCUGCCUGGCGUGGUGCACCUUCUUCCUGGUCCCCAGUAUCGUCUUUGCUGUCAAGACCUCCAAAUACUUCCGGCCCAUCCGGAAACGCCUCAGCUCCACCAGCUCCGAGGAGACUCAGCUCUUCCACAUCCCUCGGGUCACCUCCCUGAAGCUGUAGGACCCAGUGGUGAGCACACGCACCUUAUAGUAAAAAAAAAUCUCUCUG